ACGCGGAAGUGCCGAGCGGAAUCGUCCCAGUGCUCCCAGUAAGGCCCAGCUCGCUCCCAGCAGCGCUCCCAGUCCCCCCCAGUCCAUCCCGGUCCCUCCCAGUUCAUCCCGGUCCCUCCCAGUCCCUCCCAGUCCGUCCCAGUCCCCCCCAGUGCCUCCCAGUCCCUCCCAGUCCAUCCCAGUCCCUCCCAGUUUGUCCCAGUCCCACCCAGUCCAUCCCAGUUCAUCCCAGUCCUGCCCAGUUCAAGCCCAAUCCCGAAGUCUCGCGAGAUUUCCGCGUCCUGCGGAAGCGGCAGCGCAGGAGCCGCGAUGAACCUGGAGCGUGUCUCUAAUGAGGAGAAGCUGCAGCUGUGCCGGAAAUACUACCUGGGUGGGUUCCUGCUGCUGCCCUUCCUGUGGCUGGUGAACGUGGUUUGGUUUUUCCGCGAGGCGUUCCUGGCCCCGCCCUUCGGGGAGCAGCCGCGCAUCAAACGCUACGUGCUGCGCUCGGCGCUGGGGGCGGGGCUCUGGGGGCUGGGCCUGGGCGUGUGGGUGGGGCUGUUCCAGACCCGCCGCGGCCAAUGGGGAGCCCUGGGCGACGCCCUCAGCUUCACCCAGCCAAUGGGAGAGCCCUGAGCCCCGGCGGCGGCCAAUGGCGGCGCAGCAAGGAGCGAUGACGUCACCCCCACCCCACCGGAGCCCCGCCCCUUUCCCCAAAUAAAGGCAUUGACCACGCCCACACCCAAA
This is a messenger RNA of Haemorhous mexicanus (house finch), 726 nucleotides long. It is a transcript of the gene PSENEN, whose product is annotated as presenilin enhancer, gamma-secretase subunit. The record is from RefSeq and is a predicted model, not a curated record. Gene Ontology annotation, cellular component: gamma-secretase complex. Gene Ontology annotation, biological process: Notch receptor processing. The transcript is spliced from 5 exons. Lineage: Eukaryota; Metazoa; Chordata; Aves; Passeriformes; Fringillidae. Bases 310 to 615 code for a protein of 101 amino acids.